AUGCAGGCAGGAACCGGGACAAUCCUCGAUGCCUGGAAAGUCGGCCUCCCAGUAAUUGUCGUUCCAAACGAAGAGCUGCUCGACAAUCACCAGGCCGAGAUGGCCAUGCACCUCGCAAACGAAGGAUACGCAACCAUGAGCACAGCCAGGUAUACAGACCUCCAAGGCGCAAUCCAUAAGGCGGAUCUACUUUGGGAGGAAAACCAGUCUCGCUGGCCACCCCACUCAGUCAAGUCUCAGAAGAAUGCCAGCAGUCUUCGCCUCUGGGAGAUUCACCCUCAGGAGGUCGGGAAGGAGGAGGACGCAAGAAUGGUCAAUGACUAG
This is a messenger RNA of Trichoderma gamsii, 324 nucleotides long. RefSeq lists its product as hypothetical. Gene Ontology annotation, molecular function: hexosyltransferase activity. The record is from RefSeq and is a predicted model, not a curated record. The coding region runs from base 1 to 324 and encodes 107 amino acids. Gene Ontology annotation, cellular component: extrinsic component of endoplasmic reticulum membrane; UDP-N-acetylglucosamine transferase complex. Gene Ontology annotation, biological process: dolichol-linked oligosaccharide biosynthetic process. Lineage: Eukaryota; Fungi; Ascomycota; Sordariomycetes; Hypocreales; Hypocreaceae. The transcript is spliced from 3 exons.